This is a messenger RNA of Sclerotinia sclerotiorum 1980 UF-70, 2649 nucleotides long. RefSeq lists its product as hypothetical. Gene Ontology annotation, molecular function: microtubule plus end polymerase activity; microtubule plus-end binding. The transcript is spliced from 3 exons. Lineage: Eukaryota; Fungi; Ascomycota; Leotiomycetes; Helotiales; Sclerotiniaceae. Gene Ontology annotation, biological process: microtubule polymerization; establishment or maintenance of microtubule cytoskeleton polarity; mitotic spindle organization. The coding region runs from base 1 to 2649 and encodes 882 amino acids. Gene Ontology annotation, cellular component: kinetochore; centrosome; spindle pole body. The record is from RefSeq and is a predicted model, not a curated record.
AUGGCAGAGCAAGAAGAAGAUUUCAGUUCCUUACCCCUCCCAGAUAGAUUUCAGCACAAGAUAUGGAAAGUUAGGAAAGCAGCAUAUGAAGACGCAGCAAAGCAAUUCGAAAUCACACCAGAUGAAAAUGACCCAGUCUUUAGGCCAUUCCUCAACGAUCCGGGAUUAUGGAAGGGAGCGGUGGCAGAUUCGAAUGUUGCGGCACAACAAGAUGGUAUCGCGGCAUUAUGCGCCUUCCUCAAAUUCGGUGGACGUGAGCAUUGUACCAGAACACGAAGUCAUACAUUAAAUUCCUUGGUUGAGAAGGGUUUGAGUUCAACAAGAGCUGCUACCAAAGCAUCUUCUCUUGAAGCUCUGUUAUUAUAUGUCGAAUUGGACGUAGCUGCUCCUGUUAUUGAAGAACUUCUUCCCGCAAUAUCGCAUAAACAACCAAAAGUCGUUGCAGCAACAGUGGCCGCAUUAACGGAGAUAUAUCACAACUAUGGAUGUAAGACAGUGGAUCCUAAACCAGUUCUCAAAAUUCUUCCAAAGCCGUUCAGUCAUGCAGAUAAAAAUGUACGUGCGGAAGCUACAAAAUUGGCUGCCGAGUUCUAUAGAUGGUUGCGAGAAGCCAUGAAACCAAUGUUUUGGGGAGACCUCAAGCCAACGCAACAAGCGGAUAUGGAAGCUCAAUUCGAAAAAAUCAAAGGGGAAUCAGCACCGAAACAGGAACGAUUUCUCAGAUCACAACAAGCAGCAAUGGCUAGUGCGCCUCCCCCAGGCGAAGGUGGUGCACAAGAGGAGGAUGAAUUGGAAGCUGAAGCAGUCGAAGUUGAUGUAUUUGACUUGGCUGAACCGCAAGAUGUGUUAUCCAAGGUCCCUGCAAAUUUCCAUGAACAAUUGGCCUCGUCGAAAUGGAAAGAACGAAAGGAAGCGCUAGAGGCUCUAUACACCUGCCUCAAUGUUCCCAGAAUCAAGGAAGCCGAUCAUGGUUUAAUAGUUCACGGUCUCGCAAAGUGUAUGAAGGACGCCAAUAUUGCAGUGGUCACCCAAGCUGCACAGUGUGUUGAAGUUUUGGCUCAAGGUCUACGAAAGGGAUUUACCAAAUACAGAUCCGUUAUUCAGAGCCCGAUCAUGGAAAGAUUGAAGGAGAAGAAGGCAUCCGUCUCCGAUGCCCUCGGCGCAGCACUAGAUCAGGUAUUUGCAGCAACUAGUUUGACAGAAUGCUUGGAGGAAACUUUAGAGUUCUUGAAACAUAAGAAUCCUCAAGUCAAAGAGGGAACUGUCAAGUUUUUGAUUAGGUCGCUUAGGACAACUCGAGAAGCUCCUUCGAAAGCAGAGGUUGGCCAGAUUUCAGAAGCUGCAAAGAAGUUACUUGCUGAAUCGAGUGAGGUAUUGAGAUCUAGUGGAGCUGAAGUCUUAGGUACAGUCAUGAAAAUUAUGGGAGAGCGUGCAAUGGGACCACAUCUUGAAGGACUUGAUGAUAUUCGGAAAACAAAGAUCAAAGAAUUUUUCGAUACUGCGGAAGUCAAGGCAAAGGAUAAGCCUAAGCCUCCACCGGCUCCUGUAGCACCUAAAGCCGCUCCGGCGGCCGCACCAAAGAAGAUGGUAAAGAAAGUAGCCGCAAAGAAACCACCUCCGGCCCCAAGUGUAUAUGCCCAACAGCCUCCGUUAGAGCCCCAGCCAACAGCAAAAAGUGCCGCUGGAUUGAAGAAGCCGUCUGGUCUUGGAUUGAAACCACCUGGAAAAAAAGUAGUACCCCCAGCACUUGCGUCGCCCAAACGCGCUAUCCCGUCACCAGCUCCGGCGGAAGAAGAGGCUCCACCUCCACCUCGUGUGGGCCUAGGCCGUGGCUUGGCUGGUCGAUCGUUAGCAAAAGCACCUGCCGCUAAUGCAGCUCCUCGUAUGUCCUCGAUGUCACCUCCACCCAAUACCGGUUUGACUGCUCAGGAAAGAGCCGAGCUGGAAGAAUUGCGACUGGACAAAGAUCGAUUAUUACGCCAAGCUGAUGAAUUACGCCAAGAACGUUCACGACUCAAUUCAGAAAUUCAAGAAUUGAAGAAUCAAAAUGCACAGCUAAUUGAGGAUCACACACGAGACGUUUUAUCUAUCAAAGCAAAGGAAACCCAACUUGUUCGCUCUAGAGCAGAUGCCGAAACAGCGGAAGCAAUGUGUGCGCAGUUGAGGAGGGAGCAGAACAGGUUAAAGCAUGCUUUAUCAGCCGCUGAAAGAGCUAACAGUCAUAGCCCAUCGAGAGGAUACUCAAGCCCUGGACGUGAUGGUGCCCAUGAUGAAGUUGGAAUAUAUCGUGAUUCUAUGUAUGGUGCUCCUUUAGAUGGGGGGCGCCAAGAUUAUAGAAGCCGCCCUCGCAUGUCUAUAGCAUCAUCAAUUGGAGAAGAGAAAGAAAAUGGGGCUGGCGCUUAUGGCCGUAACAUGUUAAGUCCUGAUUUGGAACCUACGAGUAAUGGAAGAUCAAGUGCUGCCAGUGGUAGUGGCAGGGCUAGUCCAGCACCACUUUCUUACACAAGUGACCGCAUGUCCAGAGCUGGUGGUGCUGUUAGUGGCAAUGGAACAGGAGUGGAGAGCUGGAAGAGGGCUGCCGAGGUCACAAGUGCUUUGAAAGCAAAAAUUGAGCUAAUGAAGGCACGACAAAACAUAUCAAAACAUUAA